Messenger RNA from Eriocheir sinensis (Chinese mitten crab), 3790 nucleotides. Its product is annotated as transmembrane and coiled-coil domain-containing protein 4-like. The transcript is spliced from 14 exons. The coding region runs from base 638 to 3118 and encodes 826 amino acids. The record is from RefSeq and is a predicted model, not a curated record. Lineage: Eukaryota; Metazoa; Arthropoda; Malacostraca; Decapoda; Varunidae.
CAGUCAGCUGGUGGCAAGAGAUAAGGGUGGAUGGGCGCGUCCUCUCUCUCUCCCUUUUCUCUUUAUUUUCUUUAAUUUUCACCUUGUCUCCCUCCGUUUUUUAACCUUUAGUGAUCCCUCCUGAAACCGCCUCGAAACCCACGGCCGCUAAGGCGCUAGAAACCACAGAUAACCUAAGAUAGAAAGGACAUAUUGUGUGUGUGUUUGUGUUUGUGUUGGAAACGUUUGUAAACAUUGGGAACGUUUUUGUGGCUGAAGAGGAAUAUAAGAAAGGCGGAUAAAGAGGGAAUAAGGAAGAUACGAAGAAGAGGGCAAGAAAACGGAGAUAGAGAAAAAGAGAAAAACAAACAAACGUGAAUGAAAGUUAAUUAAAGAAAGGGAAAAGAAGAAAAAGUUAAGUAAAAAAGAAAUCAAAGAAAACACGAUUAUAAGACAAAAAAGUCGAAUAAGUAAGAAAGAAAGAAAAGAAGAGUUAGAGAAAGACAAAAGAAAGUUGGAAAAUAAAAAUAAUAUACGUGAAUGAGAGAAAGAAAACCAUAAAUAAGAAAAACGAGAAAAGAAGAAAAGUAAAAAAGAAUGAUAGAGAAAAAGUAAAUACGUAAAAAAGUUACAUAAUAAGAUAAAGAUAAUUGACACCAUGGAUGAAGAAGGAGGAGAAGGGAGGAAGGGAGAAGACGAUGAAGAGGAGAAGAGGAGGAAGAAGAAGGAAGAGGAGAGAGAUGAAGGGGGAGGAGGAGACGGCGAAGAGGAGAAGAGGAGGAAGAAGAAGGAAGAGGAGAGAGCUGAAGGAGGAGGAGGAAGAGGUUCGAGCAAUGACCUUGAAACCUACAUAGACACGUUGGAUAUUGGUGAUGUCAAUGGCAACGCUACGAGAGCCGGCGUGCCCACCCAAGCCCUUAGCGAGGUCCUGAGUGACCCUGGACGCUUCGCCUACUGUGGUCUGGUCACGGGGUCACUGGUCCAACUCUUCUGCGACCCCUCCACGGACCCCUCCACCUCCACCACCUCCACCAGCAUCUCCACUACGUCUGAUCUUUCCUCCUCUGACUUGGACUUCGCCGUGUCGACCCUCAACCGGCUUUCACGACACCUGGGAUUGCCGGAACAGGUCCGCCAAGUGAUGGAGAUGACGGUGAGGGGGCAGGUGGAGGCGAGUCCCCUUCGGAGCUAUGUGGAGAUCUUGAAGGAAGAGCCGCCCCUCGCAAGAUCCAGACUCCCCGUGGUGCAAGAUCUGGUCCUGUUCGCGGUGCAUGGAGGUUGCUACGAUGCCCGGAUACGUGUUCUCAUCAUGCACGUGACAUGUCUCCUACACGUCAGCAUCGACCUCUUGGAGAUGUACGAGGAGUCGGUUCUCGAGUAUCUGAGUGUGGAGGAGAACAUCAUGACAGAGGAGGAGGAGCAGGAGGAGGCGAGGAAGAGGAAGUACAAGAAGAUCAAGCGCUACACAGCCAUCGGUCUCGCUACCCUUGGAGGCGGGGCUGUCCUGGGUCUUACCGGGGGUCUGGCCGCGCCCUUCAUCGGUGCGGGGCUUGGAACCAUCAUUGGGGCAGGGGGCGCCGCGGCCAUCUCCUCCACCGCCGGGGUCGCUGUGGUCGGUUCCAUGUUCGGGGCGGCCGGGGCUGGGCUCACAGGUUUCAAGAUGCAGAAGAGGAUCGGGGAGGUGGAGGAGUUUGCCUUUGACUACCUGACGGAUGGCAACCACCUCCACAUAACCAUUGCAAUCUCCGGCUGGCUGACCAAGGAGGGCACGGAUGACUUCAGCAGACCCUGGCUGACUCUCUUCCACUCUAGGGAACAGUACUGCUUGCGCUAUGAGUCUCAGUACCUUCUUGAGCUGGGCCAGGCCAUGGACUACCUGCUACAGUUUGCCCUCUCCAUGGCCGUGCAGGAGACCCUCAAGUACACCAUCCUCGCAGGCAUCAUUUCCGCUAUCACGUGGCCCGCCUCGCUGCUGACGCUGGCCUCGGUGAUCGACAACCCCUGGGGCGUGUGCUGCCGUCGCUCCGCCCAGGUGGGGAAGCAGCUGGCGGAGGUGCUGGUUCAGGGGCAGCACGGAAGGCGGCCUGUUACGCUCAUCGGCUUCUCCCUCGGCGCGCGUGUCAUCUAUUACUGUCUGCAGGAGCUGUGUCGUAAGAAGGCCAGUGCCGGCAUAGUCCAGGACGCCAUCAUGCUGGGAGCGCCGGUGCCGGGCUAUGCCAAGGACUGGGAGAAGUUCCGUACGGUUGUGUCUGGCCGCAUCAUCAACGGCUAUUGUCAGGGGGACUGGCUGCUGCGCUUCCUCUACCGGUCGUCCUCCGGCAGCCUCAGGAUCGCCGGUCUAAUGGCGGUUGACUGGCAGGACCGGCGGAUGUUCAACUUUGAUCUCUCAGACAUUGUGACAGGGCACAUGGACUACGCAAAGAAGAUGGACGUGAUCCUCCGGCUGCUGGGGAUCAAGACGCGCGACCCCCAGAACAACGAUGACCCCAGAGUAAAGAAAAGCGCGUCGGACUACCCAGGGUUCUCAUGUUACGACGGCAAGGUGGAUGUGUGCGGGCUGCGUCCUUCCUCCUCGGACAGCACGUUGCUCUGUGGUCAUAACGCACCCCUGGGCAGGUCACGGUCCUCCGACGACCUCCUGAUAUCCCGGUCCACCACCCUACAGGACCCCUCGGAGAGUCCUGUACCUGAGGAGACCAACAAACCAAGGUCUCUCUCAUCCUACGACUUUGCCACUAGGAGAUGUGUCCCUCAGUUGAAGACCCAGAUGUCGUUCUCGAAGGACUCUCGCUCAAAGUCCUUAGCCUCGAGCACGUUGCAGAUUGACGAGGCUGGGAUGUCGAGGAGUCUUGGGGAAGCGGACUUCAAGGAGCAGGUCACAGCUUCCAAGGGCUAUUUCGAUUUCUUGACGAGGAAGUCACAACCGAAUUCCAGUCAACCAGGGAAGGAACAGCAGUCAACCACGCUCGCUCAGGAGAAAUUCAAACGUCGAACGGUGUCGUCAGGUAACCUCUUCCCCAGCAAGGUCAACAGCACAGGUCGUCGGGAGCUCAGUCGCACAGGCUCUCAGGACCAGUCAAGCCGCCAAUCCUUCUUCCAUAUAUUCUCCAAGAAGCAAGAACGGAUUGACGAGGCUUAGGAUAGCAGGAGGAGGAGGAGGAGGAAUUGUAAGCUUUUUCUCUCAUGUCGUUUUUCUUUCCCUUCCUUCCUUCCUUCCUUCCUUCCUUUCCUUCCUUCCUUCCUUCCUUUCUUUCUUUCUUUCCUUUCCCUACAUCUGUCCUUUCUCCUUCCCUUCCUUCCUUCCAUCCUCCCUUCCUUCCUUUCUUUCUUCCUUCCUUCCUUUCUUUCUUCCUCCAUUCUUUUCUCUCCUCUCCUUUAAUUCCAUCCUCAGUUCCUCCUUCCUUCCUUCCUUCCUUCCUUCCUUCCUUCCUUAACUAACAAAAUAACAAUAUCUACUUCAGCGUUCACAGAGGUGCUGAUUCACAAAGCCAUAUUUUUAUACCAUGGCUAAUAACAUAUAUACUACUACUACUACUACUGCUACUACUACUACUACUACUACUACUACUGCUACAGCUACUACUGGUUAUUCUGUUUAUAUGCUUCAAUCUCCGCUGUCUAAACCAUUUGGGAAUUGCAAUGUAGUCUUGUAUAUCAAAGGAUUGAUAAGGAAACACAGCUGAACGGAGAGAGAAAAUAUAUGGGGAUGGACAUAGGAGACAGAGAGAGAGAGAGAGAGAGAGAGAGAGAGAGAGAGAGAGAGAGAGAGAGAGAGAGAGAGAGAGAGAGAGAGAGAGAGAGAGAGAGAGAA